AUGCAUCUUCAGGGGCAGGGGACUGACUGCCUGUCUGGUCUGGGCUGGGCUGGGCUGUUGGUGUUUGCUAGCCUCUAUCGAGAUGCUGCAUGCAAUGAAUGGGAUGCAGGAAGAGUGCCAGGAUUAGCGGGCGAGGGCCUCAAUGGCGUCAUUGAGCAUACAGGAAACACGGGCCUUAAAAACAAAAUGACAGUAUAUGUUAUGCUCAGCAACCAUGAGUGGUAUCUCCUCCGAAUCCCUCCACGUCAAAAAGGAAAAAUCGAGAUCCAUGAUGUUCAGAAAACCAUUUGCCAUACCAAGUAA
Messenger RNA from Fusarium graminearum PH-1, 303 nucleotides. RefSeq lists its product as uncharacterized. NCBI's taxonomy places the organism in Eukaryota, Fungi, Ascomycota, Sordariomycetes, Hypocreales, Nectriaceae. Bases 1 to 303 code for a protein of 100 amino acids. The transcript is spliced from 3 exons. The record is from RefSeq and is a predicted model, not a curated record.